Molecule: messenger RNA, 561 nt
Organism: Bactrocera dorsalis (oriental fruit fly)
Lineage: Eukaryota; Metazoa; Arthropoda; Insecta; Diptera; Tephritidae
Product: rabenosyn-5-like
Exons: 3
Coding region: 96-530 (144 amino acids)
Molecular function (GO): metal ion binding
Source: RefSeq, a predicted model, not a curated record
ACAGCCAUAUUUACAUUUUUGCCAUCGUAACCUCUAUACCAUGAUAGUAACAAAGGUUUUUGCAAAACAAUUUGUUCGAGUUUAUCUUUAAUUUUAUGGAUCGCCAAGAAGUUGGCGCCGAGUAUAACCAUUUGGAGUAUUUUCCAUCGAUAAGAAACCCACGACUGGAGCGAUAUGCAAGUGAAACGAAUAAAUUGAUUAUUCGGCUACAUAAAUUAUUAACCAAUUUACCAAUGGAUCCCGUACUGCGAAAACAACAUGAACGCAAUAUUUUUACAUGGUUGGAUGGUAGCUCAGUGAAAUUAUGCCCUAGUUGCGCCAAAAACUUUCACAUUGCUCGCCAUCAGCAUCACUGCCGUUUGUGUGGAAGUAUUAUGUGCAAUGAUUGUUCAAAGUUCCUUCCAAUAGAAACUGCAUUGCAACUUGCCAGUUUGGCUACAUCACAAAGCGAAGCUAUCAAGGAAAUGCAAAUAAAUCAAAUCCACAGCACCAUGGUAUCGGUUCCUGUGACCAUUGUUUGUGGCUACUAGAAACUCGGCAAGAAAUGCAUGAGAGUCGAAC